CUUUUCCCCUACGAAAGGAUGUUGCAACAAUCAUACAAAUUGUAAUUGAAGAAGAGCUGGAUUUGUUUAACAGCUUUGAUGACUAUAAUAGCCACGCUAUCAUAUCGAGCUUAUUAACUUUGAGACAACUAACUGAUGCCAUUUCAGAUACCCUUUACGAUACCAUUUCUAUUAUAAUUGAACAUAAACCUCAAAUGAGGGCUCCACAAAGUACAAUUUUACACACGGCCACAAAUGCUAUCUCAAUUGAUGCAGAUAUCAGUGGAAGCAAUGUAAAAGCUCUAAUCAACUUGUCCUAUCUGUUGUUGAGCAAUCAUAUGAAAGCACCUUGGCUAAAUGACGGUAUAAGAAAUCUCGAAGACAUACCAAUGUCUUCCGUUGAAAGAUCGAAAAUUAAUAAAUUGAUAGAAAUGACCAAUUUGAUGUCGAUUAUGCUGGAAGAUGGAGAUAUCAUCAAUGAGGUCAACAUGCCAUUCAACAAUGUUGAAGAGUCCUUAAAAAAGCUAUGCUUAUGCACAACCGCUGAAGAUGCUGAACGUGUAAUCAGUGAGAUGAAAAUCCAAUCACUACAUUCUCCUAUAAAAGAAGAUUUGAAUGAAGCAUGUCAGCCAUGGAUGAAAAGCAUUACAGAAUAUGUCACGCGCACGCUAAUUGUAGAUCCUGUUCUUGCAGAAAGCGUGAUUCAACUUUUCAACUAUACUACUCCAAACUUUUUUACUGCAUACAUCGAUUAUGCUCUACCAUAUGCUAUACUGCAUAUUGAGGAUGACGCUGUUCUUGGCAUCAUUGCUGAUUGCCUUGCCGUGUCUCCAACUGAGCUCUGUAAACAAAAAGCACCCGAAAUAUUAUCUGCUAUCUUUAUGGAGCCAGACAAGCAUCUGAAAGAAGAUGCAUUCCGCCGGUUACAACGGCUUUUUAGGGACAGAAAAAUCAUUGGAGAACUGGCAUCCAACAACUUUACCACAAUUACUGUCAAUCUGGCUAUUAAAGUGGGGUCUCCGGAUUUGAGUGAAAUAGUAUUGAAUGCACUUCAUGAGCUUGAUACCGUAUCUGCGAGCAAUUUGAAUAACACAGCCUCUAUUGUAUCAUCGUUCCGAUUUACAGCCAUUUUGAUUAGAGUCUCUGAGUUUAUUUUGCAAAAGCGAAAGGGUGUUCCUGAUAAGGAGAUACAAGACCCUUUUGCGCUGGAGUCGCUUCAAUAUCUUAUGCUGACUCUCAAAGAUGAAGUGGCAAACCAUGCAUCACAUUUGAUCAAAGUAUUUGAAAAUGUUAUUGAGAUACCCGGUAUGCAAGAGCAAGCAUUUCAAUUGUGGAGUACCUUUAUCUUUCUGCUAAAAAAGGACUCCCUAAUGUCACAUAUCAGCUUAAUUGUGAACGGCUUACUGAACGUAGCUUAUGUGGCUGAUUCAUCACUAUGUGAACGGAUUGCGGACGUACUGAAUCGAAUUUUGAUUGAAGAAGAUUUAGACAUUGAAUGCUAUCAACUAUUGCCUCAACUUCCCAAUAUCAAAGAGUUACAAACAAUCAAAGAAUACGCAGAAGCAAAAAAAAGUGCUCGCAUGGAUACCAGUAGUGGUAAUGAUGGUACUCAGCAAGUAGACAACUGCAUUACAAAGAUCCUUGCCAAAUUGGAUGAAUAUGACGAUGGACAAGUGCUCUGUGGAUUAGAUAGAUUAAAAAAAAUGCUCGAUAACUAUCAGCCCAUAAAGAAGGAGUUUGACAGCCUGUACGCUAAACUAUAUAAUCUUAUAAAGAAGUAUGCCAGUCAUGCUGAUAUCACCUAUCAGGCUGCAAUCUGCUUAGGAAAACUAGGCGCUCGAAACCCUGGCGAUAUAAACAUGAAGACUAUUGACGACACUGUAUUUGUGACGAAUGACUUUCUCAAUGAUCUUGAGACAUGGAAUUUUAUCAGUGACUUAAUUCAAAAUCAUAUAUAUCCAGUCUAUCAGGUCGUUACCAAGGAAGAUACCACUCCACGACAGCGAUUGGAAUACACAAUCCAAACUCUUUUACAGGGAAUAAUUGGAGUAAAUCCUUCAGCCAGUGCUCGUCAGCAGGAACAUGAACGAACAGCUGCAUUUCAAAAGUUCCCACCUUUCCUGCAAGAAGUUUUGAGACCGUUCCUCAACUCUUCCUAUCAAAUUCAGUAUACGGCCAAGGAAACUGAAGGCUAUCCUAUUUUUAAGAAAGCGGAUACUUUUCAGCAGUGGAUCAAACAAUGGUAUAUUGAAAUGGCACAUAAUGCCACUGGCACUGCAAAAAAGGUGUUUUUUGCAUGUAUUCCGAUUGUAGAGUCGGAUUUGACAGAUAUUACCGCUUAUUUGAUACCCUACUUGGUUUUGCACACAGUGGUUUCUCAUAAAAAAGAAUCAGACGAGCAGUCAAAAGUAGUGGAACAACUUGUCAAUGAACUUAUGGACGUCUUCACCGCUAAUAGUGCUCAACAGUUCUCCACGCGACACGAGUUAGAAGAACAGACUCAAAUUGCCCCUUUUACAGAACACAAUGAUACUUAUCAUCUUUCAGUUCAAGUUGCUGUAGCUGUUAUAGAGUAUUGUCAAAAAUGGAUGAACAAAAUACGUCGUGAAAGUGCGGGGAAGAAUCGUCAUGUAGAUAAGGUUCGUCAGUUUUUACGUUGUAUACCGAGUGACGUGAUGGCCAUCGCAGCAUUCAAUACGGGAGCAUAUUCGCAAGCCUUGAUGUAUUUUGAAACCUAUCUGAUUGAGCGUGAAAGGAAUCCUUAUGACUUUGAGGCACGCCGACACGAGGUGCGGAAAAUCUUUGAUUAUUUGCGGCUUAUCUAUAUACAAACAGAAAACUCUAUCGAUUUGAACGCCUUGAUGGACUCUUAUGUAAUUGUACUUAAUCAACAACAUGAAAUAACGAGGCUCGAAGACUUGGGGGAAUGGGAUUAUGCAGCAACAUUACGAGAAAACGAAGUGCUGAAUCAUCCCGAUGAUUUAAUACCUCAUAUAGCCUAUAUGGAAUGUUUACGUAAAGGAAGCAAAUAUGAUAUUCUUUUGACAGUAAGUGAUGAAGUUUCUCGCAAAGUACCCAAAUGGGUCCCACAUAUAAACUCCUUCAGAAUCGAUUCCGCAUGGCGAGUUCAAAAUUGGAAAUUAUUGGAUGAAGCUGUCAGUCAACCUAUGCAGAGGAAUUUUCUCUCAUUGGUAGGCUGUGCCCUGAAUUCUAUGCGUAAAGGACAAACUAAGGAUGCUCUUAGUAUUAUCGAAGAAGCAAGACAAAAUUUGAUCGAGGAAUUUAAGCGUGGUGGUGCAGCAAGAUCUUACCGAAAAUCUUAUCCUAUUUUGUACAAUUUGCAAGUAUUGCAAGAAUUAGAAAAUUCGCAAGUGAUAUGGGAAAGUACAAAUCCUGCUAAGAGGAUAGAAAAUUAUACAGUUGAUUGGAAACGAACUCGUAGACAGAUUAGUCCAAACGGCGAAUAUAAAACGCAGUUACUGGAAAUCAGAAAGGCCGCUUUAUUCGAUAUAAGAUCAAAUGAUUUGCCACAAGAACUCUAUGAGGAUAAAAUAUUAUUGGAAUCAAAGGUUUGGUUAGAUAUGGCUAAAAACUACCGUAAAGCCGGGAAUAGCACUGCCGCCCUUACCGCUUUAACUCGAGCAAACACUCUGGCACAUAUGUUCAAUAUCGAUUACUAUGCUGAAAAAGCAAAGUGGUAUUGGUGGAAUGGAUUUAUAGAACAAGCUCAACGACUUCUUUUAACGCGAAUCGAAGAAGAGUCACCUGGUGUUAACAUGGAUGCUCUGCUAUUAGUUGAUUUUUGGAACAAAGACCCUGAAAAUUUCCGACACGCUCUUCCGCAAACAGUUAUUAAUCGUGUAUUGAAAGUUUCUACUGAAAAGCUCGAGAAGGCUUAUUAUGAGCUUAUGAGAUACCAUGCGGUUAGAUUUCGUGACCACAAAAGCCCCCAGACACAAGCGAAAAUACAAACUUACCUAAUAUCGACGGCCAGCAAAGCGUUAACGCAUGGAUCUAAAUACUACUAUUUUACCAUGUCAACAUUGAUUAAUGCUUGGUUUGAUAUAGCUAAACUUAAUCAGGAAGCCACAGGAAAGCCUAACGACCAGUCUAGAUUUAUUAUGACUCGCUUUAAUAAGAUCGUUCCAACUCUUGAUCGACUUUCUGAACAAGUCCCACUCUUUCAUUUCAUCUUAUAUUUAACAAGACUAAUAUCCCGACUGUCGACAGAUGACGAACGGAUGGCAAACUGGCUUCAUAAAAUCAUUUAUGCAGUGUUCGUAAAAUACCCUCGUCAAACAAUCUGGCAUAUGGUCGGUUCACUUGAUUCACAAUCUGGUCUUAUCUCACAGCGUAUGAAAGAUAUCUUAACAAAAGCAAAGGGUGCAAAUUUAGAUACUGAUAUUCCAAAUAUCAUUCAGGAAGCGACAGCUGUGAAGGCCUUCUUGAAAAAGCUAUCUCAAUAUGAUGUCGAUAAGACAAUCUCCUCACUUAAUCUCGGCAAAAUAGGCUUUAAUGGAGCAUUAGCAAAGCUUAUGAAUUUGAAUCUUUAUCUACCUAAAGAAAUUACUAUGAUACCUCAGUUACCCGAAGUUAUCAAUAAGAGCAGGCCUGCGACUGUUUUUCCAGAGGAUAUACCAAAGAUUCACAGCUUUGACCAAAAUGUGUUGGUCAUGAAGUCGUUACAGAGACCUAAAAGGAUAACAAUACUAGGAAAUGAUGGCAAGAAGUAUUACUUUUUAUUAAAAAAGGAGGAUGAUUUGAGGAAGGAUGCACGUACAAUUGAAUUCGAGAAUAUGCUAAAUUCUAUUUUCAAGAAAAACCCUCAUUGCCGUGAUAAGGGCCUUUAUAUUCGUACUUUUGCUGUUAUUCCGUUAGGACACCAAUGGGGCUUAUUGGAAUGGAUUGAGAAUUUGGAACCACUGAAAGGCAUCGUAAACGGUUAUUGGGAAGCUGACAAAAAGCCCUCUGUGCAUUUGAUUUCCAUGCAGUGGAAUAAUAGCAAGCUGGAAACACCGAAAGAAAAAACUGAGUUCUUCUUGAAGAGACUCAUCCCACAAUGCCAAUCGGUAUUCUACAGGUGGUUUUUAGAUAGGUUUCCUGAACCCAAUCAAUGGCUUAAUAGUCGUACCCGCUACGUCAAAACCUUGGCUGUCAUGUCAAUUGUUGGGUAUAUUUUAGGCCUAGGAGACAGACAUGCAGAAAACAUCUUGUUCGAUAACACGAAUGGUGAUUGUGUUCAUGUAGAUUUGAAUAUGAUAUUUGACAGAGGCGCAAAACUCCCUGUUCCAGAAAUUGUGCCAUUCAGGUUAACACACAAUUUGGUCGGGGCCAUGGGACCAUUGGGUACCAGCGGCCUAUUCAGAGAUACAUGUGAGGCCACGCUUCGCGUUCUAGUCGAGAACAAAGAUUCUCUGACGAGUGUUUUUGAAACGUAUGUGAACGAGAUAUCAGCAACAGCCAAUGUAAGUCUCAGUUUUCCAACACACAAAAAGAGUAUAGAUAAAAAAUGUAUUUUUUUAUAUUUAAGAUUUAUAACCAUUUUUAUUUUACCUUUGUUCAGCCAUCAUCUUCCUAUGCUCUAGUACCUCGACAACCAUCAUCCUCAGAGAUCAAAAAAGUCAGCACCAUUGAUGAUAAAUUGAAAAUUCGCGAUAUUGAAGCUACAGUACGAGAUCUCAUUCAGAAAGCAUCGAGUCCUGAGAAUUUAGCGCAGAUGUUCACUGGUAACAUGAAAUAACUAAAAAUUGCAGGUUGCAUUUGAUACU
This is a messenger RNA of Mycotypha africana, 5747 nucleotides long. RefSeq lists its product as uncharacterized. NCBI's taxonomy places the organism in Eukaryota, Fungi, Mucoromycota, Mucoromycetes, Mucorales, Mycotyphaceae. The record is from RefSeq and is a predicted model, not a curated record. Gene Ontology annotation, molecular function: protein binding; protein serine/threonine kinase activity. Bases 195 to 5564 code for a protein of 1789 amino acids. The transcript is spliced from 18 exons. Gene Ontology annotation, cellular component: nucleus. Gene Ontology annotation, biological process: DNA damage checkpoint signaling; protein phosphorylation; telomere maintenance.